AUGAGACGGUGUCUACCUGUUUUUGCCAAUUCCGUUUUCUGGAAUGAUUUCCCCUGUGUUCGCCUUGUAACCCUGAACCGUGAAAAGGCACUAAAUUCUUUAAAUGUUGAGAUGCUGAGGUCUUUAAGGCGUGCCUACAUGGAGGAACCUCAUUCCAAAGGGGAUGCUGCCGUCUAUGUAGUAAAAGGUGCAGGAGAGAGAAGUUUUUGCGCUGGUGGUGAUGCUAUCAGUGUCACCACAAGUGAUAGCUACAAGGAACUCUUCUAUACUGAGUACCAAAUCAAUUAUCAUAUGCUCACUAUGCCAAACCCGCAAGUUUCUCUUUGGAAUGGUUACGUUAUGGGUGGCGGUGUUGGUGUCUCUAUUCAUGGACGAUACCGUGUGGCAUCAGAACGGGCACUCUUUGCGAUGCCAGAAACUCUUAUUGGCAUGUUUCCUGAUGUUGGUGCUUCUUGGUUUCUUCCGCGUUUACCAUUUCGUGGACUUGGCCUUUAUCUUGGUCUCACUGGUGCACGCCUUAAAGGAGCAGAUGUGGUACACACUGGUCUGGCUACUCACUAUGUUCCAUCUGAGAAGUUUAAUCAACUAGAGGAAUCUCUCUGUCAAAUUGAUGAUCCUUCAAAGGUUGAACCCUCUCUUGAGGAGUUUGCGGUGAAACAAUUACCACAGUUCACACUGGAACCCCACUGUAAACUCAUUGAGGAUAUCUUUACAUUAAAGGAUACGACUACCGUGGAGGGUAUUAUUGAUGCCCUUUCUGCUGAUGGAAGUGAUUUUGCAAAGAAUGCCCUUGAUACUUUAAGUAAAAUGUCACCUACAGCUCUUUGCGUUGCAUUGGAAAUGCAAAGGCGGGGUGCAAAGAUGACAGACCCUGCGGAUGUGUUCCGAAUGGAAUAUGCGGGGGCCCUGAGAUCUCGCCUUAGCCAUGAUUCUCCUGAAGGUGUGAGGGCACUACUAAUUGACAAGACAAAGGAUCCCAAAUGGAAGCCGGAAAGAGUUGCAGAUGUUACAAAAGAGAUCGUGGAGAGUUAUUUCAAGCCAGUAGGCCCGGAAAUGCAUCAAUGGCAUCCAACUAAACCCUUUUAA
This is a messenger RNA of Trypanosoma theileri, 1086 nucleotides long. RefSeq names its product enoyl-CoA hydratase/isomerase family protein. Gene Ontology annotation, molecular function: 3-hydroxyisobutyryl-CoA hydrolase activity. Bases 1 to 1086 code for a protein of 361 amino acids. Gene Ontology annotation, biological process: L-valine catabolic process. The record is from RefSeq and is a predicted model, not a curated record. The transcript has a single exon. NCBI's taxonomy places the organism in Eukaryota, Euglenozoa, Kinetoplastea, Trypanosomatida, Trypanosomatidae.